UUUUGUUGUCUGUCGGCUCUUCCAACUUACUUUGCUUGGUCUCUCCUGUCGAGAUAAGAAUCAUUCUCCUGCUGUACUUCACCCUGAACUCUUCGGCGUGUUAACUCUUCGUCCUUUUCGACUCCUGGAUACCCUCGCCUUGUUGUCUUUUGACCCUUCGUAACCUGUUCAUUUGGCACGACUUAUACCCCUCCUUUCGUCUCGCUUUAUUCUACUUCUCUUUACCCUUUACCCUAAUCCUCUGCUACUCUACCUCUUGUGUUUUCCGCAGCCAUAAAACGGUGUCGUUGUUUGGUCUAAUUUCCAAGCAACGAGCCUUAACACAACUGGUCACAACGGUUGCCUCUACCAAAAAACGAAAGGCUGCGGAUCAGGUCGAGGCCGACACCAAUCCGGCCCCCAAAAAAUUAGCACCGGUCGCUCCAUCUGUAACUUCAGCAACCACCACAAUGUCGAGCGACGACGAAUUUAUGUCGGACCAGUUGUCAGAUGAUCAGUACGAGGAUGAUGAUUAUAGCUUGGGUGAGCUUGAGGAAGACGAUGACCGCUACUUAGAUGACGUUAAGGACGAGAAGCCAUCAAAAAAGGCCUAUGAAGUCGAUUACAAGGUUCAUUCUGAUGAGCAAAUUCGUGCCGCCCAGCAGAUACAGAUUGAAGAGGUUUCUAGCAUUCUGGGUCUCCCAGGGGAGCAGUGUGCGAUAUUACUGCGUUUUUUCAAGUGGCAAAAGGAUCGACUGAUUGAAAAGUAUAUGGAUACUCCAGAUGAGGUCCUGGAAGAUGCUGGGUUAGGACCGGGAUACGAAGCCCCAGCCGUGCUUGAGAAGUUGAAGGGAUUUAGCUGCGAGAUCUGUUGUGAUGAUGAGCGUGGUCUGGAAACAUAUGCCAUGAAGUGUGGCCACCGUUACUGCGCAGAUUGCUAUCGGCAGUAUAUCGAGUCGAAAAUAAAAGACGAAGGAGAAGCAAGCCGGAUAGAGUGCCCUUCAGAGGGUUGUUCUAGAAUUGUGGGAUCGAAGACGAUUGAUCUUCUUGUCCCCUCUGAGAUUAACCAUAGAUACAGGGAACUACUUAACCGGACUUAUGUCGACGACAAGCCGAAUCUGCGAUGGUGCCCUGCCCCGAACUGUGAAUAUGUAGUGGAUUGCGCGAUAAGGCCGACACAACUACACUCGAUCGUUCCAACUGUCCAAUGCAGUUGUAGCCACCAGUUUUGUUUCGGGUGUGGUUAUGCGGACCAUCUUCCCUGCCCGUGCCUCCUUGUCAAAAAAUGGUUGAAAAAAUGUGAGGAUGAUUCGGAGACUGCCAAUUGGAUAUCUGCGAACACAAAGGAAUGUCCGAAAUGCGUUUCUACAAUAGAGAAGAAUGGAGGUUGCAAUCAUAUGACUUGUCGAAAAUGCAAGCAUGAGUUUUGCUGGGUUUGCAUGGGACCAUGGCAGGAACAUGGAACCAGUUGGUAUAAUUGUAACCGGUUUGAGGAGAAGAGUGGGUCUGAGGCUAGGGACCAACAAGCAAAAUCUCGAGCGUCAUUGGAACGAUAUCUUCACUAUUACAACAGAUACGAUAAUCAUGACCACUCAGCGAAGUUGGAUAAGGAUCUUUAUGUUAAGACCGAGAAAAAGAUGACGACCCUACAAUCAUCCUCUGGCCUGUCGUGGAUUGAAGUUCAAUACCUCGAGGCCGCCUCCAAAGUUCUUCAACAGUGCCGCCAAACUCUCAAAUGGACAUAUGCGUUUGCGUUUUAUCUGGAGCGGAACAAUCUUACAUACAUCUUUGAGGAUAAUCAAAAAGAUUUAGAAAUGGCAGUCGAGACAUUGAGUUCACUUUUUGAGAUGCCAACUGAUCAACUUGCCAACGCCAAAAAAGAGAUGAUGGAUAGAACCGCGUAUGUUAAUAGUCGGCGUAUAAUACUCUUGGAAGACACAGCGAAGGUGCUCGCGGAAGAGAAUUGGAAAUUUACGGUUGAUUUGAAGCAGUAAGCCUGCGGUAGAUAUCAAACUCCUAGUUACUUGAGUAGAGCUUGUUUCUUAUUCUGCUUUCUGUUGUAUUUCGGUCUGGUGGGGUUUAUCAGGGGUUGGCAGGUGGACAUUUCCUUACCGCAAUAGGCUCGUCAAGCAAUCAUAUGUGGAAAGUAACAUCUUUUAAUCUUCUCGCUUGG
This is a messenger RNA of Tuber melanosporum (Perigord truffle), 2152 nucleotides long. RefSeq lists its product as uncharacterized. Gene Ontology annotation, cellular component: cytoplasm; ubiquitin ligase complex. The record is from RefSeq and is a predicted model, not a curated record. Gene Ontology annotation, molecular function: ubiquitin protein ligase activity; ubiquitin conjugating enzyme binding; zinc ion binding. NCBI's taxonomy places the organism in Eukaryota, Fungi, Ascomycota, Pezizomycetes, Pezizales, Tuberaceae. Gene Ontology annotation, biological process: positive regulation of proteasomal ubiquitin-dependent protein catabolic process; protein polyubiquitination; ubiquitin-dependent protein catabolic process. The transcript is spliced from 6 exons. The coding region runs from base 450 to 1973 and encodes 507 amino acids.